Lates calcarifer (barramundi perch) is the source of this 2102-nucleotide messenger RNA. It is a transcript of the gene rpe65a, whose product is annotated as retinoid isomerohydrolase RPE65 a. The transcript has 14 exons. The record is from RefSeq and is a predicted model, not a curated record. Bases 226 to 1821 code for a protein of 531 amino acids. NCBI's taxonomy places the organism in Eukaryota, Metazoa, Chordata, Actinopteri, Centropomidae. Gene Ontology annotation, biological process: retinal metabolic process; zeaxanthin biosynthetic process. Gene Ontology annotation, molecular function: all-trans-retinyl-ester hydrolase, 11-cis retinol forming activity; retinol isomerase activity; beta-carotene 15,15'-dioxygenase activity.
UUGAGUCAUCCAGCUGAGGAUUUUGGCACAAUGGGAUUCUUGUUCACGGUGUGGCAUGAUUGGCCCGGAGAAAGGUUUAGAGUGUUGAUUGCAGUGACUGUGAGGGGGGACCAGACGAAUAAAUACCCCAAAAUCCACUGGGACGUCAGAAGACUUUCAGUUCAGAAGUGACCAAGGGCUUUUUUUAGGAGUUGCUUUGUGUGUUGCCAACAACCAGAAGGAAACAUGGUCAGCCGAUUUGAGCACCCAGCUGGUGGCUACAAGAAGAUUUUUGAGACGUGCGAGGAGCUGUCUGAGCCUCUUCCAACAACAGUCACAGGUAGGAUCCCUUCAUUUCUGAAGGGGAGUCUUCUCCGUUUGGGACCUGGGCUUUUUGAGAUCGGAGAUGAACCUUUCUAUCACCUCUUCGAUGGCCAGGCCCUUAUGCACAAAUUCGACUUCAAGAACGGUCAGGUCACCUACUUCCGAAAGUUUAUCAGGACAGAUGCGUAUGUGCGAGCCAUCACAGAGAAGCGUGUGGUGAUCACUGAGUUUGGUACAUUUGCAUAUCCUGAUCCCUGCAAGAACAUUUUCUCCAGGUUUUUCUCUUACUUCAAGGGUGUUGAGGUCACAGACAACUGCCUGGUGAAUGUCUACCCUGUUGGCGAGGACUUUUAUGCUGUCACAGAAACCAACUACAUCACUAAAGUCAACACCGACACCUUGGAGACACUGAAGAAGGUUGAUAUGUGCAACUAUGUCAACAUUAAUGGGGUGACAGCCCACCCUCACAUUGAGCGCGAUGGUACAGUGUAUAAUAUUGGAAACUGCAUGGGUAAAGGAGCAACACUGGCCUACAACAUUGUCAGGAUCCCACCUACACAGAAAGACAAGUCUGAUCCCAUUGAGAAGUCCAAGGUGGUGGUGCAGUUCCCCAGUGCUGAGAGGUUCAAGCCCUCCUAUGUGCACAGCUUCGGCAUGUCAGACAACUACUUCGUUUUUGUGGAGACCCCCGUGAAAAUCAACCUGCUGAAAUUCCUGAGUGCCUGGAGCAUCCGGGGCUCCAACUACAUGGACUGCUUUGAGUCCAAUGAGAACCAAGGGACCUUAUUCCACAUUGCAAGGAAAAACCCAGGAGAGUACAUCGACCACAAGUUCAAGGGUGCAGGCAUUGGCAUGUUCCAUCACAUCAACACCUAUGAAGACCAAGGAUUCAUUGUUGUCGACCUGUGCGCUUGGAAAGGAUUUGAGUUUGUGUACAACUACCUCUGGCUGGCCAACCUGAGAGCCAACUGGGAGGAGGUAAAGAAGGCAGCCAUGAUGGCACCCCAGCCGGAAGUCCGCAGAUAUGUUAUUCCCACAGACGUCCACAAGGAAGAGCAGGGGAAGAACCUCAUUAGCCUGCCGUACACUACAGCCACGGCAGUGAUGCAUGCUGAUGGGACAAUUUGGCUGGAGCCUGAGGUGCUGUUCUCUGGGCCUCGCCAAGCAUUUGAAUUCCCUCAGAUCAACUACAGAAAGUAUGGAGGGAAGAAUUACAGCUACACCUAUGGCCUGGGGCUCAACCAUUUCAUACCAGACAGGAUCUGCAAGUUGAAUGUAAAAACCAAGGAGACCUGGGUAUGGCAAGAGCCAGAAUCCUACCCCUCAGAGCCCCUGUUUGUCCAGACUCCUGAUGGCGUAGAUGAGGAUGACGGAGUGCUGCUGACCAUCGUGGCGGCCCCCGGCUCCCAGAGACCAGCGUAUCUUCUCAUCCUCAAUGCCAAGGAUCUCUCCGAGAUUGCCAGAGCAGAAGUGGAGUGCAGCAUUCCUGUCACCUUUCACGGGAUGUACAAACCCUAACGACGCAUCACUUUGGAAAUCAAAAGCGGUCGGCCAUUACAGGGUUACCAACUGCCACACAGUGUUAGGGAUAAAUGAAGACUAAAUGUGAAAAAAAUAAAGCUUUUUCUUCUUGAGAAAUUAUCAUAUCCUCAUUUGCAGCCAAUCAUGGUUGUUAAAGAAAAGAAAAAUAUUAUGGUGUAAAUCUUUUUGGACAUUCCAAGUCGUCUCAACUUGAAUGUAUUGGAAGUUGUAUCCCUCAAGUGUCAGUACUGGUUUAAUAAAAGACAUGGAUUUAUUCA